This is a messenger RNA of Onychostoma macrolepis, 1461 nucleotides long. RefSeq names its product C-type mannose receptor 2-like. NCBI's taxonomy places the organism in Eukaryota, Metazoa, Chordata, Actinopteri, Cypriniformes, Cyprinidae. Bases 154 to 1461 code for a protein of 435 amino acids. The record is from RefSeq and is a predicted model, not a curated record. The transcript is spliced from 8 exons.
ACCUGAACAAAUAAACAAACAAACCACAGAAGGGAGUUUUUCUUUCCAGGGAAAGCAAAGAUGGGAGGAGCAGAAAGAGAGACGAUCGGUGAUAUCAGUCUGUCCUGAUAAAAGAAGAAACACAAACACACCUGAAUCACAAGAUCUACAGAAAUGGAGAGAAUCACAUUGCUGUCUCUUCUGCUCACAGUCGUGGUCAGUUCAUCUCCGCGUCAGUAUCACUUUGUGAAUCAGAAGAUGAACUGGACUGAAGCUCAGAGUUACUGCAGAGAGAAACACACAGAUCUGGUCACUAUCAAUAACAUACAAGAACAGAAUGACAUAAAACAGCUCUUAAACAGUAACUCUGACCGUGUCUGGAUUGGGCUGAAGGACGCAUGGAUUUGGUCUCUGAGUGACUCUGACUUCUACAGAGGAGAUGAGUCUCAGUAUAGGAACUGGAAACCAGGACAACCAAGUGGAGAUGGAGACUGUGUUUAUAUGAACAAUGAUGGACAAUGGAAUGAUAAAAAGUGUAAUACCCAAAAGCAUUUCAUCUGCUAUAAUGGCAGCAGUAAAGGGUUCGUCCCUGUACAGGAGCUAAAGAACUGGACUGAAGCUCAGAAAUACUGCAGACAGAAACACACAGAUCUGGCCAGUGUGAGGAAUCAGAGCGAGAAUCAUCAGAUCCAGAACAUCAUAAACCAGAGCCUAACUUCACCUCAUCAAGCCUGGAUCGGUCUGUACAGAUUCUGGGUUUGGUCAGAUAACAGCAACUUCAUAUUCAAACACUGGAAACAAGAUGAACCCAAUAACAAAGCUACAAAAGACAGCAUCUGCGCAUCAACUGGUAUCAGUGAUAAAGGACGAUGGACAGACGAAUACUGUAGAGAAUCACAUCCCUUUGUGUGUUAUGAUGAUAAACUGGUUCUGAUCCGAGAGAAUAAGACGUGGCCUGAAGCUCUGAGAUACUGCAGAGAAAGGGACAUGGACCUGGUGUCGGUGGAUUCAGAGCAGAUGCAGCGAUGGGUGAAGAUCUUGUUCAUGAAAGCAAACGCCUCCUCUGCUCAUGUGUGGCUGGGUCUGCGUCACUCCCGCAUACUGGAACUCUGGUUCUGGGUCAGCGGUCACACCAUGUGCUACGAUCAGUGGGCUCCUGAUUACGACACCGGACUGGACGACUGCGUUAUUACGGUCAGAUCCGGAGCCAUUCGGACCCGUGAUCAGCUCUGGAUCAGCCGCCCUGAAACUGAAGAAAACAACUUCAUCUGCAUCAAACCUCAGCAUUCGCAUCGAAGUAUCGACUUUAUCUCCAAUGUUUCUCUGGAGAAAUUAAAAAUGAGGAUACAGACGUGUCAGCAAACCAGUCCAGAGCUGCUCAAUGAAUGUGGAGCUGAAGUACAAACAUCUGAGAAACAGGAAAACCUCAAUAAAAAAAUGGAGAUAAUCACAUUGCUGUCUCUUCUGCUCACAGGAGAUUGA